AUGGCAACUCUAGACGAGGUUCUCCACGCUUGCGUCGAUCAACCCCUCGACACGGUCCUCUCGCUCGCUUCAACAUGCUCCCAUGAGCGGUGCGAAAUAGAGAUGGCUAGGGCGGCGGCGACCGACGGCCGAGCAGAUUUGCUCGACUACCUCGUACACAACGCCACUACGUCCCUGGAGCCCUGCGGCAUGCUUCUUCUAACGAGCGCCGGCGCCCACUCGAAGGCUUGCGUGCAAGUCAUGCUAGACCAAGGGCUCGACAUCAACCGCUACGACGACAGGAUCGGCGGCGUCCUACACUGGGCCCUAGGUGGGGGCGGCUGCCCCGAAGACUUUAUCACCUGGCUACUCGAGCGCGGCGCCCUUGUGAACCACCCGGAGGACAGCUGGUGCGAUAUCCACUGCCUCCUGCCCGCCGUCUCCCACGGCACCGUGCCCAUCAUGAAGAUCCUCGUCGCUGCCGGCGCUAACGUCGGCUCCUCUGCGGCGUUGCACUAUGCCGUGCGGUGCGGCUACCUCGAUAAGGUGAAAUAUCUCGUGGAGGAAGCCGGCGUGGCGGUGGACACGCCGGCCGGGGUGGAUACGAACAGUUUCUCACCCUUCUACUGGUGCGGAGACGCGGGCAGCACGCCCUUACACGUUGCGGCCGCGCACAACCAGGUCGCGGCUGCCGAGUACCUCUUGGAAAUGGGGGCGGACAUGGCGGCGAAGAACGCGGGGGGAAGGACGCCGCUACAGGAGGCCGAGUACCUUUCGGAAGUCGCAGCGACCGAGCCAAAAUCUGAUCGCAGGACCUUGCAGAGGAAUCAACGGUUUCUAUUCUCCGGCUACUUUGAGGGCCAUCGGGAGAUUUUGGCUUUCUUGAGGCAGCAGGGAACUGGACGAGCGUAG
Molecule: messenger RNA, 891 nt
Organism: Diplodia corticola
Lineage: Eukaryota; Fungi; Ascomycota; Dothideomycetes; Botryosphaeriales; Botryosphaeriaceae
Exons: 1
Coding region: 1-891 (296 amino acids)
Molecular function (GO): protein binding
Source: RefSeq, a predicted model, not a curated record